AUGGCCUCAAACUUCAACUAUACAUCUCUGCAUCCGACGGAGAUUAGACUGCUCGUCCUCGAUCCAGGCCAAGACAAGGAUGUUUUGCGCGGCUCUAUUGUCGACGUACAACAUGACCCUGAACAGGGCAACGUCCCACAAUAUGAAGCCAUCUCGUACGCGUGGGGUGAUCAGACAAAUCCGGAUUCCAUAAAUCUGCGUGUCUUGCGAAACAAGGAGCCAAGUGUGAUCGACUCGAAUGAUGGUAAUGCCAUAGAUGCUGAAUCCUCGCUUUCCAUUGGACAAAACCUGAGCGCUGUCUUACGGCACCUCCGCCAUGAGGCAGAUACACGGACUCUCUGGUGUGAUUCCAUAUGCAUCAAUCAGCAAGACUUUGACGAGAGAGCCGCACAGGUCCGGCGUAUGGGCGAGAUCUUCAAGCAUGCGCAGCGCGUCAUCGCCUGGUUAGGUCUGGCAGACGAGUACAGCCACCUCGCCAUCCAGACUUUGAAACAAUGUGCCGACUAUAUUGACUUCUCAAAUGAGGAGGAGGCCAUGCUGGCCAACAAGAUUAACUUGAAACCAGAGGCAGCUGCACUGGUCACGGACAUGGAAACGAACCUGCCAUUGUCGCCUCAGCAGUGGACCUCACUCGAGGCAUUGCUCUCCAGAAGCUGGUUUCGACGGCUUUGGGUGCGUCAAGAGAUCCUGCUGGCGAACAAGGAUACCAUAGCUAUGGUUGGCAAAGACAGCAUCCCGUUUCUGCACUUCUCCGGUGCGAUAGAUUUGAUCUCUAUCAAGAGGAUGACGCUGGAAGCCAUCAGACCUCUUCACUUAUCGGUCCACUUCUUCAACGUGCGCACGUUUUCCUUCUUGAGGCACUUGAGAGACCUUUCCUCACUGAUAGCGUUUACGCACAACUGCGAGGUGACGGACCAAAGAGACCGCAUCUAUGGCCUACUAGGCCUUGCGGAAGGACCUUUUGUUAGCGGAAUAUCCAUCGAUUACAAAAAGGGAGUCAAGGAAGUGUUUCGUGAUGCACUGAUUGACGCCACUGCGUGGCAUUCAGACCUCAAGCUACUGUCAUUCUGCGACUCGGCCUCUGAACCGACGUGGGUCCCGGAUUUCCAUCGAAUACAAGACCUGCGACCCAUUACCCACACUCGAGCAGCCCUUGCUUCAGAUGUAGAAGGCAAGGUGCUCGACUUUGGCCACGUCUGGUUGCAAGGAAUUAGGUGCGACACUAUUGUAGAGCAUCUGGGGCCUCACGAACAGGGUCCUUUAAACGAACAGCUUCGUGCCGCUAUCGUGAGGGGCGCCGUUCGCUUCUUGGGCCCGGAUCCAGAAUUCUGGACGCAAGAGGAGGUGAAAAAGUUUUGCCUCGCGAUACUCGUCCACGAUUUCCAUCUCUAUCCUCCCCAAAUCGAUGGAAUCAAGGGCUAUUUAGCAUCCUUGGUCCGCUCAGAGGAUUCGGUCCCCGAGGUGCACUUCCUUCAGUUCAUCCACUACCUCACGGGACGCUCUCUAUAUUGGACAAGAAUGGGGUAUGUCAUCCUGGGACCGCGCGGCUGCCGAACUGGUGAUGUAGUCUGCGUCUUCCUCGGUAGCCCCCUCCCUACCGUACUCCGUUCAAUGGAAAACGGGGAAUAUCAGGUAAAAGGGCCAGCGUCGCACCCUGCCCUCUUGGAAGGUGAAGCGCUCCUUGGCCCGCUUCGCGAGGGCUGGCGGCUACGGUACACAACUCGUGCUCUAGACCCUGUAUUUGAGUGUCCAGUUCAUGGGGAACAUCAUCGUAUCGAUCCGCGAUUAAAUGACAUCCCUUUGCCCGAGGGAAAGGAACUGCGCUGGAGGGACAAUGGCACUCCGUUUUGGUAUACCGCUGAGAUAGAUCGGUGGUCCAAUUUCGAUCCACGAGUCUCAAUGGAGGAGUUGAGAAAGAGAGGAGUGAAGGUGGAGAAAUUCACCUUAUCAUGA
Clonostachys byssicola is the source of this 1953-nucleotide messenger RNA. NCBI's taxonomy places the organism in Eukaryota, Fungi, Ascomycota, Sordariomycetes, Hypocreales, Bionectriaceae. The record is from the annotation of a GenBank genome assembly.